UACAUGUCACCUACUUCAUCAGGGGCAUUCAGUUAGCUUAGAAUUCUGGUAUGCUAUAAGGAAGCACUUAAUUUGCCACUUGUUUGUGGAUGUUACGUACUACUUUUCUCCGUUUCUGUAUGUUGAAAUUGUGUUUCUUCAUCUGUUUGGUAUAUGGGGUGAAAUCAGAUGAGGAGGAAAAAUGUCCUGAAUUUACAGACCUUAAUAUAGGCAAUGCUUUAUCUGGAACAGAACUCCAUGUCCAGCUACUGCUAUACACAAGGGAAAAUCCAAAUUGUUCUGAGAGACUUAUUGAACAUAAUGUUACUGCAUCUGAGUACCUUAAUACCUCCAAGAAAACUGUCUUUGUUAUUCAUGGCUUCAGACCAACAGGGUCUCCACCAGCAUGGCUAGGUGAUAUAAAGGAGCUCUUACUGUCUUCUGGGGAUAUUAAUCUCAUUAUAGUUGACUGGAAUCGUGGUGCAACAACUGUGAUUUAUACAACUGCUGUUGAAAACUGCAGAAAAGUUGCAGAAACACUGAAGAACUAUGUUGACCAGAUGCUGGCAGAUGGAGCUUCUCUUGACUCUAUGCACAUGAUUGGAGUCAGUCUUGGGGCUCAUAUUGCUGGUUUUGUUGGCCAUAAGUAUGAUGGCAAACUUGGCAGAAUUACGGGUCUUGAUCCAGCAGGCCCUUCAUUCACUCGAGAACCACCAGAGGGCAGAUUGGAUCGUACUGAUGCAAAAUUCGUUGACGUAAUUCAUACAGAUACUGAUGUACUAGGUUUCAAGAAACCUUUAGGAACCAUUGAUUUCUAUCCAAAUGGAGGAAUGGAUCAGCCUGGUUGCCCACAAACAGUAUUCAGUGGAUUACAGUAUUUUAAAUGUGACCAUCAAAGAUCUGUCUUCCUCUUCUUAUCAUCUUUGAAAAGAAAGUGCAACAUAAUAGCAUAUCCUUGUGACUCUUACUCAGAUUAUAAGAGAGGAAAAUGUGUUGAUUGUGAAGCUUUCCAACCAAUGUCAUGUCCAGUAAUGGGUUAUUAUGCUGAUAGCUGGAAAAAGCAUUUAAUACUGAAGAAUUCACCAACGAAAGCUUAUUUUGAUACUUCAGACAACGACCCAUUCUGCAUGUAUAACUACUUACUGUAUAUUAUUACCUGGAAUAAAAGCAUUAGGAGAGGUUUCAUUAAAGUUAAGAUAACUGAUUAUGCUGGAAACACAAUAGAAUCAGAGGUGAAUAGUGAAGUUGCAACAUUUCAGCAAUAUAAGAGAGUCAAAAUAUUGACUGGAUUUUACCGGGAUUUUGACAAAAUAUCGAAAAUUUCCUUGACCUUUUCUACAAAGACUUUAAUAGGUCCAAAAUACAAGCUUAGGAUUCUUCAGAUGAGGCUGAAAUCUCUUAAUAACCCAGAAAGGGUACAGCUGUGCAGAUAUGAUUUUGUACUGAUGGAGAACACUGAACUGACCUUCAAACCCAUCCCCUGUCCAGAGAACAGUACAUGAAGAGAGAGCUUCUACUAACUUAAUUUCUCUUAUGGCAGUGGCAUUUGAUUCUUCCUCAGGAUAAAGACCGCAAUGAGAAGGGAAAUGAGAUAACCUAGAUUUAUUUUCAAGAGUCUGUAUGGUAAUAUGCAUUACUUCCUCUGAGUGCCUUAGGGUGAAAUUCAUUGAAAAGUUCUGGUGCCUAUGUAUUUAGGAAAUUUGAAUAAAAUCAAUGCAUCAUAGAGAACAUACAAUGAUCUAUUAGUUAUUAUUUGUUAGCAGUGAGGCAACUACUGAAUUAAAGAUGAAUUAUCUGCAUAAUCUCAGCACAUUAUUAAUCAAGUCAUACAUAUAUUUAAUUAUUUAUUAUUUAUAAUGGUUUUUACAUUGAAACAUAAUUACCUGUCUACUAAGUGAAUUUAAUAUACUGUACAUAUGAUCUACAGAUCUAAUAUAUAGCAGUUUUGCUGUGCUAUGUUCAUUGGAUAAAUGAAUUCAUGUUUUCUCAUUAUGUAGUGUCUCAGUUUCUAAGAACUGGAACAAUAAGUUUUGUGAACACAUAUGUAACUUUGCUGUUUAAAUUAAUUAUCUGUAUCCUCAUCUGAGAUGAAUACUAUUGCACCCACUCAGAUUUUUUCUGUUAAAGCUAUGGACAGGGCAGUGAUGUUUCAGAUAUGAAGUAAUUCUAAAGUCUGUUCUGAAGAGAAUAAUUUGAAGAUGAAAUAUAUGCAUUUAUAUUGUGUUUCUGUUUGGGCCCCUUGCAAUUAGAACUGCUGCUCAUGUUGUACUUGAUGACAGCUUUUCACUUACUGGAAUGUGAACAGGAAUAAAUCCUACAUAAAG
Molecule: messenger RNA, 2303 nt
Organism: Cygnus olor (mute swan)
Lineage: Eukaryota; Metazoa; Chordata; Aves; Anseriformes; Anatidae
Gene: LIPI
Product: lipase I
Exons: 10
Coding region: 90-1481 (463 amino acids)
Biological process (GO): lipid metabolic process
Molecular function (GO): lipase activity; carboxylic ester hydrolase activity
Source: RefSeq, a predicted model, not a curated record